GUCAAUAAUCAAAUACGCACUGCGUUUCAGACGUUAUGAUCUGUCAUCGCAAUUUGCGCCAUUUGCUCAACGGAAAACGAAGCGAAGCCAUUCCGAAUUAAAUCUCCGUGAAGUGUUGUGCGUAAUUUUGGUUCGUUCCGUUUGUCUUUUAUUUAUCUGACAAAAAAGUGAAAAACAAUUUUGCAAUAUUCUGGUAAGAAUUACUCGAAAUCCACAUGGCGUAUGUCUUCAAUUUCCUUACGGGUCAAGGUGGCCGCGCACCAAUCGGUGGGAUGAGCGUCAUGAAAGACCAUAUGUACGACACAAAGCGAUUCAUGAGCAGUGGAGCUCCAUACGAUGGACACGAAAUCUCUGCUGAGAAAUUAAAGAAAAUGUCCGGAUUUAUAGAGGAACUUCGCGACAAGAGUGCUAAUAUGCCGCAUCUGAAUAUCGUGGGCAACCGUAACGAGAAGGAUGACAGUGUGUUGUUUGAGCUGGUCGCCCGUCAUUGCAUCACAACUACAAAAAAGUUGUGUCUCACUCGUAUGAAAAUUGACAUACCAGCCGAGAAAUUUCAAGUGUUUCCAGAGCUUAAAGAAGUCAAGUUCAACUCUUGCAUUGUUGAUAACGAAAGCAUCCUGCGUUUCAAUGAAUGGUGUCCAAAUGUAAACAGAAUUACAUUCGAAGAAUUGAAAUUUGGCUUGGAUGCGUUCAAUGCUUUUAAUUCAAACGAGGCCACAUUUCCAAAUGUUGAACGUUUGACGUUCAGUUUCAAAAAAUCGGUAAAAAUGACUCGUCCUUUUCUCGACACAUUGAGCAAGCGAUUUCCGAUGGUCAAGGAACUUGAUAUAAUAAUGUGUCCCACCGAUGACGUCAGUGAUAUUCGACCGGAAUACAGAAAGCCAUAUCAGGCUUCGCACUUCAAAAAUGUCGAGAAAUUGUUCGUUCGCGCAUUUGCCGGAGACAUCAGUAAGCUAUUCGACUACAUGGCGAUUUGCAGCGAAAAGUUGAAAGAAUUCUCAUUUGCUGGUAUGGCAAUAACCGAUGAAUUGAUUGCUUGGAUCAAACGCUGCACACAAUUGGAAGUGUUAACUAUCGACUGGCAAUAUCGCGCUGAAGAUGCUGGUUGUUCCAUUAACAACCUCAAAGGUAUGCCAUCGUUAACCAAGGUCACUUUAAUGGUCAAAUAUUUGGAUUGGAAUUCGGAAGGCAUCAUUCAGUUUGCACGCGACAAUCCAAGCCUUCGUAUGUUGAUCAUUGAAGGUGAAAAACAGCACAAUAAACUGAACUUUGGUAAAAAGUACAAGGAUAUGUUUGUGGACUUGGUCAAACAGCGCGGUAAAAUCACGAUCAAGAUAUUCAACUAUGAAGACGGUCGUGAAGUGGAAAUUUCAGAGAAAGGCUUCAACGACAAAACGCAUUCGGAGCAGUCAUCAGAUGAUGAAGUCGAUGCAGAUGAAUUGGGAAAGCGAAUGCUUGAAAUGUUGAUGCAUUUCAAUAAUAGGGCACUGGAUUAGCUGUCCUUCAAGUGACAUGUCAGCUUAAUAUGUUUUAAGUUCCUAAUGUCAAAUUCAUGAAAAAUUGAAUAAAAUCGAUUGGUUUGUGUAAGAAACACGACCUUCUAAAUAAA
Messenger RNA from Bradysia coprophila, 1609 nucleotides. RefSeq lists its product as uncharacterized. The record is from RefSeq and is a predicted model, not a curated record. NCBI's taxonomy places the organism in Eukaryota, Metazoa, Arthropoda, Insecta, Diptera, Sciaridae.